Molecule: messenger RNA, 4027 nt
Organism: Aphanomyces astaci
Lineage: Eukaryota; Oomycota; Saprolegniomycetes; Saprolegniales; Verrucalvaceae
Exons: 11
Coding region: 42-2648 (868 amino acids)
Biological process (GO): potassium ion transport
Cellular component (GO): membrane
Source: RefSeq, a predicted model, not a curated record
AAUUGAACCGCCGCCGACGCACGCGAGUGGCGUGAAGAAUCAUGGUGCAGACAUUGGGAGAUGCGGUUGCGAUGGGAGUGGACUUGGCCACGUCCAUCAAGUUCAAGAAUGCAACUUGGAUCAAUAACACCUUCGUCACGGACGUGUACGAGUAUCAUCGCAGCAACAUGUCGGGGACGGUCAUGUCCGUGCUUGCCGAGAAAGCAUGCGCCCUCUUGGACGAAAACCCGGAAUGCUUCACGGCGAAUUGGGAACUCGUGUCGAUGCAGUUUCGUUUCUGGUUGUACCUGCAAACGCCCAUCUUUGCCGUGUCCGUGCUCUUCGAAUGGCUUGAAAUGGCGCGCAAUCCGUACAUCGAGAGGCUGCGGCGCCUCGCGUCCUACAGCGCCCAUGCCGGCGCGGGUCUCCAACUCAUCUCGUCUCUCGUAUGUUGCGGGGCAUGGAUCGUUCGCGCCGGUUCCAUGCGGCUGAAUCCUGCCACGUGGGCUGUCGAGUCACUUCUGUUGAUGUUUUGCGCGUUUAGUUAUUCGUUGCGAUGGAUUUCCGCGCCCAACAAGGUGUACCAUUGCCUCCAGCUCAACAACCUCUUCGACUUGCUGUCCAUCACAUCCCAUUUCGCACUUGGCACGUCGGUGGCCGUGGGCAAACUCCGGUACUCGUGGCUCAACUUUGCCUUUCUUCGGUCGUACAUUAUCUACCACGUCCUGGCCACUGUGUUUGACCGCUACAAGACCAACUACUCGAUGCAACUCGGCCGCAUUCUCGUGAAAACAGCCUGCCUCAUCUUUUUCGCGGCGGCGGUGCUGUACUCGUUGGAGUACCUUGGCGAAAUCCCCGACACGAAUUCGUUCCUUGUCCACGUGUACAUGUGUCCGACGCCAGCGGGCGAACUCAUCCCGUCCAACAACACGGACGGAUUUGAGUCAGGAUUGUGCACGGAGCGCAUGAGUCUGUUUACGUCGCUUUACUUCAUGCUCGUGACCGUCUCCACUGUCGGGUACGGUGACAUCACGCCCAAGACCGUGCUUGGGCGGUUUCUCGUGCUGUUCUUCAUCCCUGCGGGCAUCUACUUCUUCGCCGCCGAGACCGCCAACCUCGUGGCCAUCUUUGAAGAUCGCCGGCUCGGACGGCGGCGGUACGCGCUCAAGCGGCACACGCCCCACGUCGUGCUCACUGGAAACCCCGCGGCGGUGCAAGUGCUCGAUUUUCUGCGCGAGUUCUUCCAUCCAGACCACGACCACCACCUGUCGUCCUCUCAUCCUCCCCCGUCUUCCGCCCCACCGGGCAUACCGUCGGGGGCGACGAGGCGGCAGCGCCAUGCCGCCGCGCGCACGCGCCACAUGGAGCUGGUGGUGCUGGUCGAGUUCCACGGCCACGCCGAUGCUGAAGCCGCCUUCCACCGCGUCGUGCUGGCCUACAUCGACGCCCAUCCGCACAUGCACGGCAAGGUGACGCUCCUGUCCGGAUCGCCCCUCUCGGACCCGGACCUCUGCCGCGCCAAGAUCCGCGACGCCACCGCCGUCUUCUUCCUCCCCAACAAGUACGCCAAGCUCGCCAACGAGGAGGACGCGGCCAACGUCCUGCGCGUGCUCGCCGUGACCAACGUCGUCGCAGACGCGUCGCAUCUGUUUGCGAUGGUCGUCAACGCUGAAAACCACAAGCUGCUCGAGGCGACGGGCAUCCCCGCCGACCAUUUGGUCUGUUCGGACGAAAUCAAGCUCGGACUCAUGGGGCUGAGCUGCCGAUGCCGCGGAUUGUCGACGCUCAUGGCCAACCUCAUCGGGUCAUUUGACAUGCAAGCGUUCGAAGACGUCGUGCGCCGUAACAACGAAGACGCUGGCAACGUCGGCGACCAAGUGCCCCUGUGGGUCGAAGAGUACGUCACGGGCGCAGCCAAAGAGAUCUACGCCUGCCACUUGGACGAGCGGUUCCACGGCAUGACGUUCUUGGACGCGGCGCACAUGAUCUUUGGUGACACGAACGGUCAAGUGCUCCUCUUGGCCGUUCAAGACGACGACCACCACCACGACAUUGUGACCAACCCCGGCCACACGUUUGUUCUUGCCCGUGCGACAAAGGUGUACAUGAUUGCCGAAUCGGUCAAAACGGUGGCGCCGUUUGCCGCGGUGGGCCAAGCGCUCCACACGUCCAAGUUGAUGGGUCUGCUCAAAGUCCGCAACCACCUUGUGAAGGCGGCCCAUCGCGCCCGUCAUACGGUCGAGAAACGCAUCCCAAAGUCCGUCCGCGACUACAUUGGACGCAUGGUCACGUUGGAAAAGGCGCGCCCGCCACCGCCCGCGCUGCUGAACGCGGGGGGGCACAUUGUCAUUUGCAGCGGCCCCUCUGGCGACCAAACCAUCGCCCGCUUGGUCAACUUUUUGCGUCCGUUGCGGAAAGAUCACGUCACAGCGCCCGUGGCGGUGGUGAUAAUUCAUCCGACCGAGUUCAAAGACAGUGCAUGGGCCCAGCUGAGUGUGUUCGGCGACGUCUACCACUUGCACGGAUCGCCGCAAAAGCAUAGUUCGUUGGUCCGCGCGGGGAUUUACAAGGCGUCGGCGGUGAUUGUGCUGGAUCAGGGGUCGGAAGAGGGGGUACUUAUUAUAUACAUACUGUACAUACACAUAUAUAUGUACAUUGCACCACUUUGAAGUGCAAAGUGAACGACGCCCCUCGUGGAAAUUUGACUGGCUUAUGACUCUCAUGUGAACUGCAAAGUGACUUAUGGUAGUAAGUAUAUGAUGAUAAAACCAUGAGAUACUGUAGAACUUGAUCGAUUCGGAAGCGAUCUUCAAGACCAUGUUGAUUGACGCGGCCAUUCAAGAUGCACCCCACAUGGCCCACCCCCGCGUCCAGUUUUCAAUCAUAGAGCUCAAAGAAGAGCAUUUCAACAAGUAUUUGGACAUCCUCCACGGCAGUCCCACCACCGACGACCCCGCGAUUCCGUCUGCGAUUCACGUGCAUUCGUUGCGCCGCAGCAGCAAUCAGUCGGCCACGCCCAUGCUCACAGGCACCCCGUUGAGUCCUCAGACGUUGGCGGCGCACGUUCGUCCGCCGCAAAUGUCGUCCCGAUCGCAAGGCUCCCGCCUCUCCCGCGCGUCACAGGCCACGUCGCGAAUAACCCAAGGCGGCGGCGGGCGGCGGCUGGCGCUGCAGCGGAGCUACUCAAUGGACAUUACGCAGUGGGUGUCGGACAAGUGGAACACAUUUAAGGACGUUUGGAGAGAGAUCCGCGCCGCGCUGUUCCGGAACGGCUUGGCGCGGGGUGUGAAGGACGAUGAUGGCGACCGACGCGGCACGGUCAACAAGGCGUACGCGCUCAUGGACCAGUUCAACGUAGACGACGAAACGUUCUUCCAGGAGCGGUACAUCAGCGGCGGACUCUUCCCGGCGUACGUGGCCGACGAGUUGCUCAUCCAGAGCUUCUACAAUGCGUCGAUCAACGUCUUUAUGCGCCAUGUCCUCGACGGCAAGUCCAUCUUCAUGCUGUACGACAUCCCUGUGCAAUGGCGGCACCUCCAACUCUCGUACGGCGACCUCGUCAGCCGCAUGACGCGGCAGCAUGCCCACGCGCUGCCCAUCGGGUUGCUCCGCGCGCCGUCCUUUUUGAACGGUGCCGCCAAGCCGUAUGUGUACACGAGUCCGUAUGCCCACACGAUUGUGGACCCCCAUGAUAAAGUGUUUGUCCUGAUCAAUCACAGCGCCAUCCAUCGCGUGGCGAGGAAGCUACAGCGCCGAUUUGCCGCGCGCAAACGAUGGCGCCAAACGGUGGCCGCCGCUGUCGCCGCUGCUCCCCAAGGUCAAGCGGCACCGUGACGUCGAUCGCGCCGACUCAAGACUCAACCAGAAACCCUCCAUCACUAGUACAUAUGUCCAUAUAAGACCAUGCAUGUACUAUACCUGCUGCGCAUCACUAUCGCUGAGACAAUAUCAUGGAUGCUUUCCAUAUUCAUGUUCCCGUCGCUUGGACACGUCCUCGUCCUCCGCAUCCGCCGCCUCUCGCUAAUGUGUCUGCGUUUGUGAGUUGAUG